AUGUCAACAUCGACGGAGACAAUGGACACCCAGCAGACGCUGCGAUCCUUUGUCAUCGGUGGCGAGGAGCACAUUCUGCCCGCUGCUGAUGAUUCUCAGUUUCAAUCAGUGGCUCGUGGAAACCGCCAAGGGACACUGAAGCUUCGUGGCAUUCCCUCCUUUUCCGACCCUUUGCAGCAACGUCAAUGGAUGAAAGAGCACAUGGCCGCUGCAUUCCGCUACUUUGGCAAGAUGGGCUAUGCAGAGGGAGUCUCAGGCCACAUCUCUAUGCGCGAUCCAAUUUUGAAGGACCAUUUCUGGAUGAAUCCCUUCGCCAAACACUUCUCCAUGAUCAAAGCCUCAGAUUUGGUGUUGCUGGAUAGCGAGGGAUAUGUGGCUGAAGGCGGAGCUCAGUUGCCGAUCAACGAGGCCGGGUUCAUGAUUCAUUCCGAGAUUCACAAGGCUCGUCCUGAUGUAGUGGCGGCUGCUCACACUCAUGGAGUGUAUGGGAAGACAUGGAGUGCUUUUGGAAAACCAAUCGAGAUGUUGACUCAAGAUGCUUGCAACUUCUACGGCCGGCUGAGCGUAUACGACGACCACGGAGGUGUGGCUCUGUCUCGGGAGGAAGGCAGGCAAAUCGCCCAGGCGCUGGGCAAGGACAGCAUUGCGUGUAUCUUGCAGAAUCAUGGCCUGCUCACUGUCGGCCGAACCGUCGACGAAGCCGCUAUUCUAUACUCCAUGCUGGAUAACGCUUGCCAUGCUCAGCUUAUGGCAGAGGCGGCGGCCGCCAAUGGAAUUCCCAAACGAAUGAUCAACGACGACAUUGCCAAAUACACUGCCGAGUUUGCGCAAAACCCUCACAAUCUUUACACUGAGUUCCAGCCAGAGUACGAGCUGAUCGUCGAGGAAAGCAACGGACGUGUGCUUCAGUGA
Messenger RNA from Penicillium diatomitis, 912 nucleotides. RefSeq names its product class II aldolase/adducin domain protein. Gene Ontology annotation, molecular function: actin filament binding. The record is from RefSeq and is a predicted model, not a curated record. Lineage: Eukaryota; Fungi; Ascomycota; Eurotiomycetes; Eurotiales; Aspergillaceae. The transcript is spliced from 5 exons. Gene Ontology annotation, cellular component: cytoskeleton. Bases 1 to 912 code for a protein of 303 amino acids.